Messenger RNA from Micropterus salmoides (largemouth bass), 3443 nucleotides. It is a transcript of the gene pam, whose product is annotated as peptidylglycine alpha-amidating monooxygenase. Gene Ontology annotation, biological process: peptide metabolic process. NCBI's taxonomy places the organism in Eukaryota, Metazoa, Chordata, Actinopteri, Centrarchiformes, Centrarchidae. The coding region runs from base 315 to 2966 and encodes 883 amino acids. Gene Ontology annotation, cellular component: membrane; extracellular region. Gene Ontology annotation, molecular function: protein binding; copper ion binding; peptidylglycine monooxygenase activity. The transcript is spliced from 26 exons. The record is from RefSeq and is a predicted model, not a curated record.
GACAGAGAGAUACUCAUCUUUUAUUCUGAAAAGUGGAAGUGUGGCUGUUACUGAUCCCCACCAACGACACACAAGUUAACGCAUCAAUACAGGCGAUUGAAACACGUCUAGCAGCGGCAGCGAACAGGUGGUGCUCCUGACAGACGUUUGAGCCAUCUUACCUAGUGGGAGGACCCAAGCCUAAAUUGCAGUUCGACAUGCUAAAGGAGUAAGGUACAGAAGGGAUACUACCUUCACCUCAUCUCAUAUCCUUACUCCUCAACCAAGCUGAGCAAGGAAAACAGCCUAGUCAGUAGAAGCAAAACACCACAGGCAUGAUUAGAGUGGAUGUGUUCUGUGUGGUGGUGCUAGCAUUCAGCCACAGCCUGGAAACCCCUGUGUACGGAAUCAAAAGGUCUCAGGAAAAUGUGUUGUCAGAUCCCACAGACUGUAUGUCCAGGACCCAGCAGCAGCCUAUCUUAACAAACUCUCCCAACUUCUCUGUGGAUAUACGGAUGCCUGGUGUUGUCCCAACUAGAUCAGACACUUACCUCUGCAUGGCAUUUCCUGUGCCAACUAGUAGAGAUUCAUAUAUUGUGGACUUCAUACCUCAUGCAAGUAUGGACACAGUGCACCACAUGCUGCUGUUUGGCUGCCAGACUCCUGUCUCCAGGAGCAGCUACUGGGACUGUGGCAGUGUACAAGGCACUUGUGAGGAUGAAGCUUCCAUUAUGUAUGCCUGGGCUCGGAAUGCGCCACCUACUAAAUUACCCAAAGAUGUUGGUUUUAAAGUUGGUAGAAGUUCAGGAAUGUCCUACUUUGUGCUGCAGAUCCAUUAUGGAGAUGUCAUUGCUUUUAGAGACCAUCAUAGAGAUUGCUCAGGACUUACCUUAAGAAUGACAUUAAAACCGCAGCCAUUCACUGCUGGCAUAUACCUGCUCAUGUCGGUGGACACAGUUAUUCUUCCAGGAAAAAAAGUUACAAAUGCAGACAUCGCCUGUGAUUACACUUCAUAUCCGAUCUACCCGUUUGCCUUCAGGACCCACACACACCAACUUGGUAAAGUGGUCAGUGGCUACAGGAUCCGAGAUGGGAAGUGGAGCCUGAUUGGGAGACAGUCCCCUCAGCUACCACAGGCUUUCUAUCCUGCCAACAAGGAGGUGAAUGUCAAGUAUGGGGACACGAUUGCAACCAGAUGUGUGUUUACUGGUGAGGGCAAAACCUCCAAAACUUAUAUUGGUGGUACCUCUGAUGAUGAAAUGUGCAACUUCUAUAUAAUGUACUACAUGGACAGCAAACAUGCCAUCCCCUACAUGAACUGCAUGGAGACGAGCUCCAAAGAACUGUUUCAGCAUAUUCCGAGCGAGGCUAAUGUCCCUAUCGCUGUCAGUCCAGGUCAUUUGAACUCUAUGAUGCAAAUGGGACAUUCAACAGAUGAUCAAGAUGACAGAUCGUUGUUGGAUACAAACAAGGCAGAACAGGUUCUGGGUCAAGACAACCAUUUGGAACAAGUCUCAGCAUGGCCACAGAGUUCUCUCCAGCUGGGUCAAGUGUCAGGACUUGCCCUCGACUCUGAUUCUAACUUGGUCAUUUUCCACAGAGGUGACCACCACUGGGGGGCAGAUUCUUUUAACAGACAGGCAAGAUACCAGCAGAGGUCCCUAGGUCCAAUUCAGCAGUCCACUAUUCUGGUUGUGGACGCAUCCAAAGGCAACAUCCUGAAAGCUUCUGGCAGAAACAUGUUUUACUUGCCUCAUGGAAUAACUACAGACAAGGAGAAUAAUUACUGGGUCACUGAUGUGGCUCUUCAUCAGGUGUUAAAAGUGAGCAGUGACGACAGAGACAGAACCUUGCUGGCACUGGGUGAGGCUUUCACACCAGGAAGUGACAACAGUCACUUCUGCCAGCCCACUGAUGUGGCUGUAGACACCCAUACUGGGAACAUCUUUGUGUCGGAUGGCUACUGCAAUGCCAGGAUACUGAAAUUCUCUGCUGAUGGCAAAUAUCUGUCCGAGUGGGGUGCAGGCUCAGCAGACAGGAGGCACCGCAUACCCUUCCGGAUCCCCCACAGCCUGGUGUUCCUUCCUGACAGAGAGGAAGUUUGUGUGGCUGACCGGGAGAAUGGACGUAUUCAGUGCUUCAUAGCUGAAACUGGAGAGUUUGUCAAGGAAAUAAAGAAGGAGGAGUUUGGAGGGGCGGUGUUUGCCAUCACCUUCAGUCCUGCUGGAGCUGGCUUGAUCUUUGCAGUAAAUGGGGAAUCUCCGUAUCACUCAGCUCCACUCAGAGGUUUUGUAAUAAAUUAUUCAACCAAGGAAAUAUUGGAUACCUUCACCCCAGAGAAAAAGGAGUUUAAAAUGCCUCACGACAUAAUUGAAACCAGGGACGGCAGCGUCUUUGUCGGGGAUGCAGGCACUAAAUCAGUCUUCAAGUUCACCACUGAAAAGUUACAUCGCUCUGUCAAGAAAGCUGGAAUUGAGGUUCAAGAACUUGAAGAAAUGGAGACGUUUGUCGCUACUAAGGUGAGGCCGGAGUACAACAUGUCGAAGACAGCAGCCAUCCAAGAGAAGCAACAUGUGGCUAAACAGCCGAGACCACAGGAAGAGGCAGAAGAGGAGGAGGAGAAGAAGAAGAGUGGAGCAAAGCCAAACAGAGAGCAGGGUGUAUUGCCAGCCAUCAUCACCACCCUGCUGCUCAUCCCUCUGCUGGUGGUCAUCUCCAUAGGAGUCUUUAUCUGCUGGAAGAAAAAUAAUCGAUGUGAGGUGAAAACUGAGCCCAGCUCUGUGGGAGGGAUCUUGGGAAAAAUAAGAGGUAAAGCAGUGGGUAGUCUGAACCUGGGGAACUUCUUUGCAUCCCACAAGGGUUACAGUCGGCAGGGCUUUGACCAGCUGAGUACUGAAGGUAGCGACCAGGAGAGGAACGACGAGGACAGCAGCGAUUCAGAGAAUGAGGAGUACUCUGCUCUGCCGCCUCCUCAAUCCUCUUCUUAGAUGCUCUGCGGCCAGCCACCAACCUUCUGCUUACAUUUCCAAGAUGUCUGUUAUUCAUCGUAUGUAACUAUUGUGUUAGCUGCCAAUUUUAUUCUUUUAUAUAUUUAGAAAUAUACUAUAUGAAAAAUGGGCAUAAUUUAGACAGUUUAUUUAAUUUACCCGUGGUAUUGAUACAGCCUUGGUGACACAAUUCACACAUCACUAUUUGUUUUUCCCACAUCAAACUUUCAUGAAAUUAUUAGCACAAUCCCUAAAGAAAUGUUUGCGAUAUAUGGUGUUAAAUUAAUCAAGAACAAAUCUGCCAAUGGGCUGAGAUAAUUCUUCCUUUUCUUUGUGCAGUUUAUCUUGUUUUAGGGAGUAUUGUAGAACAAAAUUCUAUGAAAAUCUUGAAAUAAGUUGUUUUGUAUAUGAAACAGGUAAAACUAAUUUAAGCCCAUUGCUGAUAACUGAUAAGAAAAUAAACCAAACUUCACUGAA